Molecule: messenger RNA, 7026 nt
Organism: Gopherus flavomarginatus (Mexican gopher tortoise)
Lineage: Eukaryota; Metazoa; Chordata; Testudines; Testudinidae
Gene: DNAJC7
Product: DnaJ heat shock protein family (Hsp40) member C7
Exons: 14
Coding region: 25-1518 (497 amino acids)
Molecular function (GO): protein binding
Source: RefSeq, a predicted model, not a curated record
CGCAGGGUCCCGGCCGGCGGUAAGAUGGCGGCGGCGGCGGCCGAGUGCGAUGUGAUCAUGGCGGCGCCCGAGGGGCCCGGGCUGCUGGGCGGCGAGGAGCAGACGCGCAGAGAAGCAGAGUCUUUCAAGGAACAAGGAAAUGCUUAUUAUGCCAAGAAAGAUUACAAUGAAGCAUACAACUACUACACAAAAGCCAUAGACGCAUGUCCUAACAAUGUCAGUUAUUACGGGAACAGAGCAGCCACCCUGAUGAUGAUGGGGAAGUUCCGGGAAGCCCUGGGAGAUGCCCAGCAGUCAGUCCGAUUGGAUGAUACCUUUGUACGGGGACAUGUACGGGAAGGGAAGUGUCACCUCUCUCUCGGGAAUGCCAUGGCUGCCAGCCGCUGCUUCCAGCGAGUUCUAGAACUGGAUCACACGAACCCUCAGGCACAACAAGAGCUGAAGAAUGCGAGCACUGUGCUGGAAUACGAGAGAAUAGCUGAAAUUGAUUUUGAGAAACGAGAUUUCAGGAAGGUCGUGUUCUGCAUGGACCGUGCUUUGGAGUUUGCUCCUGCCUGUCAUCGGUUCAAAAUCCUCAAGGCCGAAUGUUUGGCACUGCUGGGUCGCUAUCCAGAAGCACAGUCUGUAGCUAGUGACAUCUUACGGAUGGACUCCACAAACGCAGAUGCUCUUUAUGUCCGAGGUCUUUGCCUUUACUACGAAGACUGUAUCGAGAAGGCCGUGCAGUUCUUCAUCCAGGCACUUAGGAUGGCCCCUGAUCACGAGAAAGCAUGUCUCGCCUGCCGAAAUGCCAAAGCCCUUAAAGCAAAGAAAGAAGAUGGAAAUAAAGCAUUUAAAGAAGGCAAUUACAAACUAGCAUAUGAACUGUACACAGAGGCACUGGGGAUAGACCCAAAUAACAUAAAAACAAAUGCCAAACUCUACUGUAACCGGGGGACGGUUAAUUCAAAGCUUAGGAAACUAGAAGAUGCAAUAGACGACUGCACAAAUGCAAUAAAACUGGAUGACACGUACAUCAAAGCGUACCUGAGGAGAGCACAGUGUUACAUGGACACAGAACAAUACGAAGAUGCUGUGAGGGAUUAUGAAAAAGUUUACCAGACAGAGAAAACGAAAGAACACAAGCAAUUCCUAAAGAAUGCACAGGUGGAACUGAAAAAGAGCAAAAGGAAAGACUACUAUAAAAUCCUCGGGGUGGACAAAAAUGCCUCCGAAGACGAGAUCAAGAAGGCCUACAGGAAACGGGCACUCAUGCACCACCCAGACCGGCACAGUGGGGCGAGCGCAGAAAUACAGAAAGAAGAGGAGAAGAAGUUUAAAGAAGUCGGAGAAGCCUUCACCAUCCUGUCGGAUCCCAAGAAGAAGGCUCGCUACGACAGUGGGCAGGAUCUGGAGGAGGAUGGCAUGAACAUGGCAGAUUUUGAUGCUAACAAUAUCUUCAAGGCUUUCUUUGGUGGGCCAGGUGGCUUCAGUUUUGAAGCUUCUGGGCCAGGAAAUUUCUUUUUCCAGUUUGGCUAAACUAAAAACAUACAAACCACAUACACCCACCUGAAAUGCUCGUUUUAACCUUGAAUACGGACAUAAUUAGACUCCUGCCUUCAUCAUGUCUCAUUGUACUUAGAGCAGUUUCAUUUUCUCAGUUGGAGACCUCUCUGUUGUGUGCUUUGUGUGAGAAGAGGAAACCAAUGCUGAAGAGAGGGGGGCGGGGAAGGCUUGUGAAUUUUGUUUUACUGUUAACUUUAUUAAAAAAAAAAAUAAAAUGUUUUGAAUCAUUUGGUCCCUCCAUGCUGGCCCAUGUUUUCAGACUGUUCGGACUUCCUCCAGGGUCCUGUUGCUGGCAACCCAGCUUGUUCAUGGCUCCUUUUGGUUGGUUCCAGAGUGCAGGAUGGCACAACAUCAGGGUUUCUGGAACCCCAUUUUCACUUGUAAGUAACUGAAUCGUAACAGGGUUUUUAUAACAUCCAAGCAGCUACGUCCUGUUUGCCAGCUGCAGUUUUGUUUGCUGUGGCUAUGCGAGAAUGUACACCCGGGCAUUAAUGUAAAUGAUAAACAGGGAUCUUAAUGUUUUUGUACUGGAGAGAAAUCAUUCUUCAGAUUUACGGGAGCCGCCGAUACGAGAGAGCUCCCUAUGGGGCAGCUAGAAAUGAGUGCUCUAAAUGCGCCCACUCCAAGACACCCCGUCUUUGUUUAAGGGGAUAUUUAAUUUGGUCUGGGGUGAAUUUCUUUUCAGUUCCUCUUUAUAAUUCAUUCACUUGAUCAUUUAAUUGCAGCAUAUGUGAUUAAAAAAUGGCUUUGCUAGGUUUGAUUGGUUUGUUUCUACGGUCUAAAAAUAGUCUUUAUGACGUUUUUCCAUAUUGCAUAUCCGUAAUGCAGGUUGCCCAUUUCCAACUUGUAAAAACGCACAGCAUGUUUGAAGAAUGGUUACUAUGGGCUCAUUGAACUAUUGGUAACGUUUACAGAAAUUGGUGUCUGUUUUUAAUGUAACACAACUGCGUGAGUUUUAAAUGGCAUUCCAAGUAUUUUACAGGAACAAAGAAAUUCCAAGUUGUAGCAGGAACUCUGGGCUGAUGGUGCAUAACUUGCCUCACUGCCUCUUUGUGCCAGCCUGUGUGAUCGGUCGAUGAGCUGAAGCCAGAGCUGCAUGCAGACACGUACUCCCGAACACAGAACUGACGUGCUUUUAGAGCGUUGCCUGGCUUCUCACACCAACACUGCCCUUUGGUGUUUACUGUGGAUUGGGGUCAUGCCCUGCCUGAUAUUGGCUGUGAGGGGAGCCUGGCUCUGUGGAAUGAUUCCUGUUUCCAUAUAGUAAAGAACUCAUGUAACUAGAAUCAUCUCCACUGAAUGAAUGCUCCACCUGUGAAGUAGUUUUGGAGAUCUUCAGAGUAGCCUUAUGUCUGAUGGGAUUUUCAAUGGCCUUUACCAUAGAUGUGGAGUUUGCGUUUGUAGAAAUAAUUGCUAGAUAAAUGCUAACCAGCACUGGCCCGAACAGGCAGAACCAUUUCUGAGGAAGAUUUUCUUGUGAUUUGUGUUAAACUGCAAUUGCUGUUUUGUAGAGACAGUUGUUGAAAAGCUGCAUCUCGUUUGGCUGAGAGUACAGACGGGUUGUGCAUAAAUGUAAAUGUAAGGACGUAGGUGGUACUCGGAGAAAUCUUUCUAUCUAGCAGAUCUGACUGGCUGACCGACUUUGUGUGUGGUAUUACAGAAAACAGUUGACUUCCAAUUCACAUUCCCUUAAUAUCUUCCCUCCAGUCAAGGGCUGGACGCCUCCUUCAAUUCAGUUGGCUGCAGGAUUGCCAGAUUGCAAUGCCAGGCAUGUGUGUCUCCCAGAUGGCAUAGAAAUGCAGGGUACUGCCACCAAAAAAGUAAGUCCUGCUGCUGCUUCUAUCAGAAAUAUGACAAUCUGCUCUCAUGGAGGGCAGAUCUAAGGGCUUAAUUCCAGUUACUGCAGCCCAAUAUUAGCAAAGGAAGUUCAUGAGCCAGCACUGAGAAAUGGUUUAGAAGACUGAGACCCCCCACAGCAUUUAUUCUUCUCCCUCACACCAGUGUAACUUGAUGGACUCAACCUUGUGACUCUGGUGUAAGUGAGAGCGGAAUAAGGUGCCAGAAUCUUACCAACUCCCGUAGGUUAAAUGUCUUGGGGCAUAAAAGUUGAUCUGCAUUUUGAAACUUUCUGUGGUUCUUUUGCAAAUCAAAGUUUACGUGACAUCACUUUGGUGGGAUGUUCUGGAUUCACAGCUGCACCGUUUGGAAUCAUCUCAGAUUCUAUUAGCAGAGUACAGAGACAUUUCUUGCAUUUCGUCGAUGUUCUUUUUUAGUUAAGUGUUGGCUGACUUCCCUGCUCCCCACUUCUAAAAAAGACAGUUCUUUCGGGCGUGAAGAGGGGACAUAUACACAGCAGGUAUUUAUAUGAACUGUACACGAUUGCAUGAUUUAUUGUAGUUAAAUAUUAAUAUGGUGAGUGCCAAGACUUUUUAAAAAGUGCUACUGUGAGACUAAACGUGAAUACGAACUUCCAUUCACUUUGCAGAGUGCAUUCUAACACUAGUGGAAAUUCAGUACUUAUACUGUUAUCUCAGGACAGUAGCAAAUGAUUAUUGUGGCACAUGUAUAUUAAAAUUGCAGCCUCCCUCUUGUGUUAGCACAGUAGCUUGGACAGGGGGAACUGUUUCUUUCGGACCGUAUCAGCCUAGAUGUGUGUGUGGUUUAAAACAUUGCAGUCACACUUUACAGUUACUGAGCAGGAUCGAUUUUAUCGAUUGUAUUUCAUAAGUAGCCAACGGGGAGCCUUGAUGCCAUUUGCCUGACUGCUACAUCUAGUCUCUUGUGUCUUCCCUCUGGCUUGUUAGGAGCUACAGGAUGGAGGAAUUUGCCACUGUAAGUAGCAGGUCUCUUAACCUGGCUAUGUUCAAGCUUUCUACAGGUGGUAGAAGACAAAGUUGAUGUAGGUGGUAAUUCCCAUAACAGGCUGAGUGGGGAAAAUGGAUUAAUUAGACUCUUCCUUUUCUGACUCACCUGUGGAUUACAGGCUUUAUUUUCCAUGUGAAGCAGACUGACACUCAAAGGUCUUCUUAAUGAAACGUGUGUGUUAUUUUUUUGAAGUCCGUCUUUACAAUGGUAAAUUACUAACCAUGUAUUUGUGGCACAACAGGAAGAGCCUUAAUCUGUUUUUAUUCUGAAAAGGGACUACAGAUGCCUCUGUGCCGUUCCCUGUGGAGAGAACCUCCAUCGGUUCUGGAGAAGCGUGGCUUAGCUUUACAAGUAACCAGCAGCUUUUUCCUUAGCCAUGAAUCUGGAAGUUGAGUGGCUUUUAAAUCACCACUCCACAUUCUGCUAUUAGAACCUAAUUUAAGAAUCCUCUGGAGUGGGCAUGAGCCAAAACAGCCCCUUUCUUUCCCGCAGCUGCAGGCAGUGACUCUGGUAGGAAGAGUUAUUCCUCUAGUCAGGAGACAAGACAAAAUACACGAGAACUGAGUGAAGUAGGUGGCAUGGUCACUUGUGAGAACACCUGAGAUCAAGGACCUUGAGAGACAAACUACAGAGACGUCUCUGCUUUCUAAAAGCCCAGCCACAAACAUACCUACUGGGAUGGAGUCAAACUAAUCUCAGUUAUUCUAAAAAACAUUUGUUGAAAUAAGAGAACUGAUCAGCAUUUUGCUUUCCCCUGUAAUGCUCUUGUGAUGUCUCUUCUUGUGACCAAAAUAUGAAGCGUUUGAGCUGCAGUUGGGGUAGUCUCAGGUGACCAGGCCCGAGUCCAUUCAAAAUGAAAGCAGGAGAUGCUGCAUUUUGUUAAAAGUCCGUCAGUGUGGUGGUUCGAGAUGCUUAUGUGUGGAAUGUCAAAGGGCUAAAGGCAGGCUACAUUCCUUCUUCCCCUUUCUCAGCACUGGCUUUACUUCUAUUGGCAGUAACUCCUGCAAGAUCUGAUAUGAGUGUUGGGUUCAAAUCCUGGUCAGGCGCAGACAUAACCCGAACUCCAAAAAUGAGUUUAAGAACAUUAAGCUGCUUCUAGCCCCCUUUCUGUGGGCUCUUUCUCGGCUGACUGUGCUGUGUAAGGGGGAGGGCUCUUUAUCAGCACACUUGGAGUUUUGCUCCAAGGACGGACUUUUUUUUGGAGCUACAGGCUCUGUUUAAUGCAACUAUUUACAAGAGCAAUUUGCAGAGAUUUUGGGGGCAACAUAAUUAAGUAGUUCAUGAACCAGUGUAAGUCCCCAGAGCACUUUGGCAUCAGCUAGAAUGAGGAUUGAGAGCCACUUGGCUGUAGUUUCUUUCCAGCAAUCAGUGUUUACCAAGCUGGUCUUCAGAUAAAUGAAUGACUGAAGUAUUCAGACCACCCAGUGGCUGGCUCUCUUGGCAGAUUACCUCCUCACUUCUUUAACACUAAUGGUUCGGCAAUAGAUCUGCUUUGAGUAGACUUGUGUUCUUCCAGCUCAGAAAAACAAGUUUGUGUGUCACGCCACCUUUAGAUUCCCUGGUCUAGUGCUAAAGUCCAGCUCCCUCAGUACUGAAACUGGUUCUGAAAAGCAACAAACCCAAUGCUAGUAAGAACUAUGACCCUGCUCUAAAUCUCAGAUCAUUUACAUGCAACAGCAGCUCUGUUGGGAGCAGUUUUUCCCGUUAGAACCUACUCCCCAGAACAGAGGAACAUACACAUGGGUUGAGAUAGUAAGUAGGGAACCUUUUGGCUCCAGCCUGCCCUAGUUUUCCCCAGCUGUGCACACAGUGGGAUACGAUCUUCCUGGUAAGCUGGGCACUGGCACACAGAACUGACUGCAUCCGAAUGCAGACUAGUAGUGGGAGUGCUAAGCUGGCUUGUCUGUUCUACAAGUGGUAGAAUGUUGUUGGGCUCAAGCUUUGGUUGAUGGCACAAAAAUACUGUAGUUUGUCAGCUUCCAUCUUUCACCUUCUGUGGCUGGGCAGGCACUGUGACUGACAGGCACUCUUAAACUGAUACCCCGUCUUACUCUCUGCUUUCACUUAAUGGCUCGUGCUAUGCGAGAAAGGUGAAAAUGGUAAGAGUGUGAAGCAAUGAUUUUGCAGUGCAAAAUGGCAACCUGAACACCUUUUGUUGCAUGCAUAAUAUCUGCUUUAUUGUAGAGACUUUAAAGAGUACUAGAGGCAAAAGCCGAUACAGAUGUGAAGCCUCUCAGAGAGGACAUCUGCCCCCGUGCUGUAGUAUUUAAUUGAAUUUAAGGAAUAGAGUCUGUAUGUUUACCUCAGCGUAAAGAUUUAGCCUCUCCCUGGAGAGGAAGGUUAUUGCAUGAAGCAAUCUGUAUUCUAGAUUGCUCUCCUAACUGCCCAGCCCUCUUAAGACAGGCUUCACAUUGGUAUAAACACUGUCCCUCUUCGGGCCCUUUACCUUUCUAGGCUGUGAAGGGUAAAAAAUGUGAAUAUUUGUUUACUUCAUUAGGCAUAAUUCAUAUGAUGUGUUUAUAUGCAGAAUCGCAACCAGCCUGAAGCAAAACCAUGUGCAAUUGGUUUGUUAUAAACUGUAUAUGAUGUACAAACUAAUAAACAGUUCAAUGAGGA